AUGGAUGAACUUCCUUUCAUGCAUGUUGAAGGGGAUGGGUUUAAGGAGUUCGUUCAUGAGUUACAGCCUCAGUGGAAAAGCAUGAAGAGAAAAGAGGUUGCAAGAGGAGUAUGGGAGUUGUAUCAAAUGGAGAAAGCCAAGCUGAUGAGUGAGUUUGCUGCUCACUCAAUAAGAGUGAGCAUAACUACUGAUACUUGGAAGAUGGACAAUGCAUCUGCAAAUGAUACCGUUGUUUCGUACAUGAAGAGAAGACUUAGGAGUAAAGGGACUUUAAACUUUGACGGUGACUUUUUACAUCUUCGGUGUGCUUGUCACAUCAUAAAUCUGGUUGUGAGAGAUGGAAUCGAUGAGAUUGAGGAUGGGAUAGAGGCUAUUUGGCACUGUGUGAAGUUUAUCUGGUAUUCUUCAAGUAAACUUGAUAAAUAUAGGGAUUUUUCAGUGCUUGAACAGUUGAGCAACACUGCAAAUGUUCCCCUUGAUGUUAUAACUAGGUGGACCAGCACAUACUUAAUGUUGGCUGCAGCAUUAAAGUAUGAAAAAGUGUUUGAAAUGAUGGGUGAUGAAGAUGACACUUUUAAGAAGUACUUCGACGAGACGGAUGCCAAAAUCAAGAAGAAAAGGGCAGGUCCUCCUUCAUCACAAGAUUGGAGGAAUGCACAAGCUUUUGUGCAUUUUCUUGGGAAGUUUUACGAAGCAACCAUGAAAUUGAGCGCUUGGAAGAAAGUGACAGCACAUCUGCUGUUCUUUGAGUUGAUAGGGCUGCAAACAGAGAUUGAUAACAAGAUAAAUGAUGAUAGAGACCCUAUUUUGCAAAGGGUGGCUUGUGGGAUGAAAGACAAGUUCGAUAAGUAUUGGCGUUCAUUUGAACAAAUGAACAAAAUCAUUGUCAUAGCCAAUGUGUUAGAUCCUAGGUGGAAACUGCAAUACCAAAAAAAGGCAUUUGCCAAAGUUGGUUCAUCACCGAUAAGAGUUGCAACAAUAACCAGUGAGUUAAAGGGGAUUUUAAUGAUGAUGUACGACGAAUAUAGGCGCAGUGAUGCAGCCUUUUCCUAA
Messenger RNA from Rosa chinensis, 1053 nucleotides. RefSeq names its product zinc finger BED domain-containing protein RICESLEEPER 2. The record is from RefSeq and is a predicted model, not a curated record. The coding region runs from base 1 to 1053 and encodes 350 amino acids. Gene Ontology annotation, molecular function: DNA binding. Lineage: Eukaryota; Viridiplantae; Streptophyta; Magnoliopsida; Rosales; Rosaceae. The transcript is spliced from 2 exons.